This is a messenger RNA of Bursaphelenchus xylophilus (pine wood nematode), 1017 nucleotides long. Lineage: Eukaryota; Metazoa; Nematoda; Chromadorea; Rhabditida; Aphelenchoididae. The record is from the annotation of a GenBank genome assembly.
AUGACGACGUCCUCUCGGCUCUCGACGUUGUAGGUUCCUUAAUUCUUACUUUUAUGACAUUCCCAUGUUUAAUAACCCCUUAGAUUUUAUAGUAUGUUACUCAUCUCCGUCACUUCUACCUCAGCCCAAUAUGGUCGUUACGUCCUCGCGGGAUAUUCUUAUGCGGCUUCUCCAGCUCUUGCUGGAGUUUCUUAUGAUCCCCGAACUCCGUAUGUGGCAUAUUCCGCUGGGGUAGCAGCUGCACCAGCACCUUCCCUCUAUGCUGCUCAUCCAGCUCCUGCCUAUGCAGCCCCAGUCCCGGCCUACCACUCCCCACCGCCUGCCCCUCCACCGGCAGCUUAUGCACAUCCUGCUUAUGCUCCCCCACCACCUCCAUCGUACGGCCCUCCAGCUCCACCAGCAUAUGGACCUCCAGCUUAUGGUCCCCCUCCUCCACCGGCCUAUGCACCACCCCCACCAGCCUAUCAUGCACCUCCCCCACCUCCGGCUGCCUAUCCUCCUCCAGCUUAUCACGCUGGCCUACCACCUCCUCCAGCCUACCACCCGGGACCAGCCCCACCACCAUACCCAGCUCCCCCUCCACCAGCCUUCUCUCCACCCGGGCCCCCACCAUAUUUCUCCCCUCCCCCACCACCUUCUCCCAUUGCUCUUCCAUUCUCACCACCUCUUCCGCUAGCUGUUCCAGUCCCAUUAGCAGCUCCAGCUUAUAUUUGUAAAAUGGCGUCUUGCAAGAAGCCUCAACCUCAACCACCAAAUGUAAUCAUCAAGCUAGACACAAGCUCGACUGGAAAGUCCUCUUCUCCAUCAAUGAAUCAGCCAAUGAAUCCAUCGCUCAAUCCACCCGUAAAUGGAAUGGGAGGAAUGAAUGUAAGAUCGAUGGGAGACAUGGGAAAUGGCGGUGCUAUGCGAUCGCCUCCUAUGGGCAACAACAACCGACAGAUGAAUCCUUCGGGAAUGGGCGGUAAUGGUAAUAGAAACGGAUGUGCGGGCUCCAAUCAGAAAUCCGGUGGAUGCUAA